UGCAAAUCACUUCCGGGUUGGUAGCGUCUCGCUCUGUGUUGUCGCUUUGGCUGCCAGCUUUUUCCACAUAGACGAUACAAUUCUUUUGAGCAUAAAAUAAGCACUCUUGCGAAACAUGAACCGGUUAAAACAUGUUUCCAUGUGAUUUUGCGUGGGGUGCAGCGACUGCAGCGUAUCAAAUUGAAGGCGGCUGGCAAGCGGACGGCAAGGGUCCAAGCAUCUGGGACACUUUCUGCCAUGAGGGGGGACGAGUGUGUGGGGAGCAAACGGGCGAUGUAUCCUGCAACAGCUAUGAAUUGUGGGAAAAAGAUCUGGCGUGCAUCAGGCAGCUUGGACUGACCCACUAUCGUCUGUCUCUGUCCUGGGCACGCCUCCUUCCUGAUGGGACCACGGGGCAUGUCAACCAAAAAGGUGUGCAGUACUACAACAAGGUCAUUGAUGACUUGUUGUCAAGUCACGUGCUCCCUUUGGUGACGCUGUACCACUUCGACCUGCCUCAAGCCCUCCAGCACCGAGGUGGAUGGAAAGCGCCCGUCGUGGCCGCCAUCUUUGACAGCUAUGCCCGCUUUUGCUUCCAAACGUUCGGCGACCGCGUCAAACUUUGGCUCACUAUCAACGAGCCGCGCGUAUGCGCCAAGCUGGGCCACGAGGACGGCGUCCACGCUCCGGGGAUAAAAGAACCGGGAACAGCGGCAUACCUGGUGGGCCACAACAUGCUGCGAGCCCACGCCCUGGCUUGGCACAGCUACGACUCCCUCUACAGGCCAACGCAAGGCGGAAUGGUGUCACUUGCGAUCAAUAGCGACUGGCUCGAGCCGCUACGCCCCGACUGCGCUGAUGACGUCGCCGCUUCCCAUCGCUGCCUUGCGUUCACUCUUGGAUGGUUUGCCUGGCCGCUGUUUGUCACAGGGGAUUAUCCUGAAACGAUGAGAUCUGCCAUUGACGCUCAAAGCUGUAAAGCGGGAUAUAACGGCGAGUCAAGACUUCCUACUUUCUCCGAACAUGAACCUCCUGUCUUUGGCACUGCGGACUUCUUUGCCCUGAACUACUAUACAUCCCGAAAGGUCAAAGCUGAGAGGAAAUGCGAGAAAGGGAUGUCCAUGAAGAGCGACCGGGAUGCGGAAGAAGUCUUGGAUCCGGAUUGGACUAUUUGUGGAGUGUCAUGGCUGGCUGUGGUGCCCUGUGGCUUACGGAAGCUCCUGAAGUACAUUAAGGACACUUUCAAUAACCCAACGGUCUACAUCACUGAAAACGGCUUCUCUCAAGUGGGACCAGUGGUAAUGGAAGAUGCUCAGCGUGCUGACUUUUACAAGGACACAAUCCAGGAAGUGGAAAAAGCAAUCAGAGAAGAUGGCGUCGACGUCCGCGGAUACUUUGCAUGGUCGCUCCUGGACAACUUUGAAUGGGCGGACGGAUUCAACAACCGCUUCGGAUUGUUCCAUGUGGACUUUUCGGAUGCGGGUAGGAAGCGGAUGAUAUACCGCUCAGGCUUGGAGUAUGCAAAGCUGAUCUCAAAAUACAAAGCUGUGCACUCUAAAUCAAUUUAAGGAACAAAUCACUUUUUAAAUAAAUCAGUCAAUUCAAAAUAUUCUGUGGCAAUAUUUAAAUUAUUUUAACAUUGAUAACAAUUAGAGAUGUCCGAUAAUAUCGGCCUGCCGAUAUUAUCGGCCGAUAAAUGCUUUAAAAUGUAAUAUCGGUAAUUAUCGGUAUUGAUUUUUUUAUUAUCGGGUUUUUUAUUUUGUAUUUUUUUAUUAGAUCAACAUAAAAAACACAAGAUACACUUACAAUUAGUGCACCAACCCACAAAACCUCCCUUCCCCAUUUACACUCAUUCACACAAAAGGGUUGUUUCUUUCUGUUAUUAAUAUUCUGGUUCCUACAUUAUAUAUCAAUAUAUAUCAAUACAGUCCGUAAGCACACAUGAUUGUGUGUGCUGCUCGUCCACUGAUAGUACUAACCUUUAACAGUUAAUUUUACUAAUUUUCAUUCAUUACUAGUUUCUAUGUAACUGUUUUUAUAUUGUUUUACUUUCUUUUUUAUUCAAGAAAAUGUUUUUAAUUUAUUUAUCUUAUUUAAU
Entelurus aequoreus (snake pipefish) is the source of this 2077-nucleotide messenger RNA. It is a transcript of the gene gba3, whose product is annotated as cytosolic beta-glucosidase. Bases 132 to 1547 code for a protein of 471 amino acids. NCBI's taxonomy places the organism in Eukaryota, Metazoa, Chordata, Actinopteri, Syngnathiformes, Syngnathidae. Gene Ontology annotation, biological process: carbohydrate metabolic process. The transcript is spliced from 5 exons. The record is from RefSeq and is a predicted model, not a curated record. Gene Ontology annotation, molecular function: hydrolase activity, hydrolyzing O-glycosyl compounds.